Molecule: messenger RNA, 546 nt
Organism: Penicillium soppii
Lineage: Eukaryota; Fungi; Ascomycota; Eurotiomycetes; Eurotiales; Aspergillaceae
Product: putative NUDIX domain
Exons: 1
Coding region: 1-546 (181 amino acids)
Biological process (GO): ATP biosynthetic process; AMP biosynthetic process
Molecular function (GO): bis(5'-nucleosyl)-tetraphosphatase (asymmetrical) activity
Source: RefSeq, a predicted model, not a curated record
AUGGCAACUUCACCCAAAAUCACCACCCAAUACGCUUCGGAACAAUUUGUAGAAAGCUGCGGGGCCAUCCUAUUCGACUUAUCGGUCAAUCAAAACAAGACUGUGUGCCUUAUUCAUUACCGCGCGAAGAACGAAUGGCUUCUUGCCAAGGGACGCCGCAACUGUGGUGAAUCCAGGCACGAGGCCGCACUGCGUGAAGUCGGCGAAGAGACCGGCUAUCGAGCCCACCUCUAUCCCGUCAAAAUGUAUACCCGUGCACCUCCGAUCGACGAGCAGGGCCACAUGCCCGACGAACCUCGAUCUUAUCCAGAUCUCACCGAGCCAUUUAUGGUGACUAUACGGCAGUUAGGCGGUGACAGUGAGAGCAAUGUCAAAAUCAUUUGGUGGUAUAUCGCUACUCUUGAUGAAGGUGAAGUUGCUGGAUCGCGUGACGGUGAAGAUGAGUUCACGCCAGUGUUCUUUUCUUUGAAAGAGGCAGUGGAGAAGCUUAGCUUUGAGAAUGAUCGUGCGGUCCUUCGGAAGGCGGUUGCAUUAGUGGAAACUUGA